Molecule: messenger RNA, 1530 nt
Organism: Plenodomus lingam JN3
Lineage: Eukaryota; Fungi; Ascomycota; Dothideomycetes; Pleosporales; Leptosphaeriaceae
Molecular function (GO): oxidoreductase activity
Source: RefSeq, a predicted model, not a curated record
AUGGAAAGGAAUCGCAUAGCCAUUGUCGGCACCGGAAUAUCCGGCCUCAGCGCACUCUAUUCUUUGCGCAACACCCAUCAUCAAGUCCACGUCUUUGAAAAGGCAGACCGGUUGGGAGGUCACACCAACACAGUGACGUGGACACACAAUGGUCAGAAUACGCCCGUGGACACCGGUUUCAUCGUACUCAACACCGCUACCUAUCCCAACUUCAUUCAAUUCCUCACAGCACUUGGUGUCAAGACAAUAUCAUCAGAGAUGACGUUUGGCAUUUCUCGUGAUGCUGGCGCAUUCGAAUGGUCAGGCACUUCUGCCGCAUCUCUUUUUGCUCAGCCCAAGAAUGUCCUCAAGCCCACCUUCUGGCGGAUGAUCUUCGACAUUGUUCGCUUUAACCAGUUCGCGCUGGAUCUGCUCCAAACCCUUCCUGGCUCAACUGCCGCUAUAGCAGCUGCCGAGAUGAGUAUUGGCGAAUAUCUCCAGAAAGAGGGCUAUUCAAAUGCAUUCCGUGACGACUACCUCAUUCCAAUGACAGCAUCUGUAUGGAGCACAGGAGCCGACAAAUGCGCCCUACAAUUUCCCGCGCUGGCCCUCGUGAGGUUCAUGUGGAAUCACCACUUAUUGAGCACCGUGUCCGAAAGACCACCCUGGUUGACGGUUGCAAAUGGCGCGAAUACCUACAUUGAUGCUGUAAUGAACGAGUGUCGUAAUGCAAACAUUCACCUCGGCACGAAUGUGGACAGGAUUGAAAGAAGGAAUGGCAAAGUGGAACUCAGUCUGAUGGAAAAUUCUCAUCGCAAGACCGAAGUGUUUGAUCAAGUCAUUUUAGCGUGUCAUGGCGAUCAAGCGCGCCAGCUUCUAGGAGAUGCGGCUACUUCUGAGGAAGGCGACAUCUUGGACGCUUUCAAAACGACGCCAAAUACUGCAUACCUUCACUCGGAUCUUUCAUUCAUGCCAAAGCGCCGCACUGCUUGGUCCGCUUGGAAUUAUUUGACCACUUCUUCACCCGCUCCCUCCGCCACAUCUCCGUCAGGAUCUCUUCAAAACGUCUCUCUAACAUACAACAUGAACAUUCUCCAACAUAUACCCACCUCAAUCUUCUCUGACGUACUGGUCACACUGAACCCGGAACAACUUCCUUCACCUGCGCUUACCCAGGCCACAUACGAAUAUCGUCAUCCUCUCUAUAAUGCCCGUAUGGUGAACGCCCAGGAAAAGCUAGGGAAGAUUCAAGGCGAACAGGGUAUCUGGUAUGCGGGUGCCUGGACAGGAUAUGGCUUCCAUGAAGAUGGGUGUAGAAGUGGGCUCGCCGUAGGAAUGCGGCUAGGCGGAGAGGUCCCGUGGGAGGUGGUCGACGCAAAGUUCAUGCGUGGACUCAAGCCAAUACUCAAUUGGAAGGACUAUUUGUUGAGAUUCAUACUGGGGUUGGUGCAAUUGGUGAUCAGUCUGCUGGAGCGUGUUGUGGGUAUUCAGAGACAAGCAGUAGCCAAUGUCGACAGCCUUCGUACACUUGGAAAAGCCAAAGCGUCCUGA